AUGGCUGAGCUUGUGGGCCUAGUAUCCGGCAUCUUCGCGCUUAUUCAAAUUGCAACCCAGGUGUCCGCAUGGACCCACGAAUAUGUCGGCAAAGUUAACAAGGCUCCAGAAGACAUAGUGAAGCUCAGUCAAGAACUUGAAUCGCUUAACCAGGUUCUUCUUGAUUUGCAUAACAUUGCAAAAGAAGAUCCAGAAUCAGUUGUGCUACGGGGUCUGAGGAGCCAGAUUCGAGAUUGCACUACGGUCUUGGAGAGGUUCCAACAGAGUCUGAAAACUCCUCCUAGCACAACACGGUUCAAGUGGCGAAAGAGGCUGUUUAGAUAUAAUUGGCCUUUGAAGGAGCAGGAUAAUUUAGAAUAUAUAUCACUGAUAGAGAGGCGUAAAUCUGGAUUCAUGAUCACGUUGGAAGUCUAUCAGCUGUCUCGUUCAAAGGCUAUAGAGAGGCGUGUAAAUGAAGUUGAUGGGGGUGUAAAAGAGAUAAUUACUCGUCAGAGUGAAGAGGAGCGUGACAGGAUACUGGAGUGGUUAUAUGCGGGAGCCUUUGAUACGAAGCAUAGAGAAAUUAGUAAUAGAAGACAGAAGAACACUGCCCAGUGGAUCAUAGUAUCUCCUGAGGUUACGAGUUGGAUGAAUAAUCCCUCGGGUUCAAGACUGCUUUGGGGCUAUGGUAUUCCCGGUGUAGGAAAAACCUUCCUGAGUUCUAUGAUGAUAGAUUAUCUUCAGGAAUAUUCAUCGGAAACAGGGUGCGGAUUAGCCUACAUCUACUUUAACUAUAAAGAACACUUGGAACAAAAGCCGGCAGCUAUACUUGCCAGCAUAAUCAAACAACUUUCGUCUCAACUAUUGAACUUGCCCAAAGUAGUUCAAGACCUGUACGGAAGGCUGGCACCACUUAAGCGACGCCCUUCAUUUCGCGACCUUGAGAGUAUUUUGGUUGCCAUUUCCAAGUUAUUUCCCCAAACCUACAUUGUAUGUGACGCCCUCGACGAGUGUCCACAAAGUCAACGAAGGGAGCUCCUACCCUUCUUUCUCCGGAUCGGGCUGCAGAAAAUUAACCUUUUCCUGACAAGUCGGGAUUAUCCGGAAGACAUACAAUGUUUCUUCGAAAAUUCAGCGAAAGUAAGGCUGUCGGCAAGGGACGAUGAUAUUACUAGUUACAUUGAGCAAAAGAUUGAGGAGAAUCCCCGAGCUAAACGCCUUGUAAACGAGGGCAAGUGCAAAGACUUGAUCAUCUCUGGUAUCAAAAGAUGCGCUAAUAAAAUGUUUUUACUUGUACACUUCCAGAUCGAACACCUCUGCCAACAGACUACCGUCAAAGAGAUCAUUAAGGAGCUUGAAACUUUUGAAAGCUCGUCGAGUGAACUCUACCCUAUGGACCCUACUUAUGACAGAGCAAUGGAGAUUGUUCAGCAGCAAGCCCCGAGCUGUAAAAGGCUGGCAUUUAAAAUAUUUUCAUGGCUUUACGGAGGCAUGAGACCACUCAAGGCUCGGGAGCUACAACAUGCAGUAUCUAUAGAACAAGGUUGCACAAUUUUCGAUGAUACAAACAUACCUGAUCGAAAGACACUACUUGAUGUUUGUGCUAGCUUGGUUACAAUCAAUGAGGAGGACGAUACCAUCAGAUUCGUUCAUCGAACCGUAGCCGAGUACCUUUUAAGGACCAACGCCCUCUCCACAGACCUUCGUGUUCAACUCGCCAUUGCCUGCGCAACUUACCUCUCUCUCGACGUGUUCUCCCGGGGUUUUGCAACAUCAUCAAUUUCGUUAAAUUUCAGGCACAUUUCAUAUCCUUUUCUAAAAUAUGCUGCGAGAUGUUUGAGACUUCACCUUGAUAGUUGUGAUCAACUCUCGACUAUUCAGGCAUUACUUACAUUAGUAAGUAAUCCAGGAAAUCUAUCCUCAUAUCUCCAGGCCUUGCGCUGGGGGUAUAAACCCGGGCUAUUAUUUCUGGAGACCCCUCUGCACGUAGCAAUUACCUGGAAUCACUUCCCUUUACUCCAAACUUUGUUGGAUAAUAUCAACUACUAUACGAAUAUCAAUGCUCGAGAUAGUAACUCGAGAACACCACUAUAUUACGCCUUGUAUGGUGAAAGAGAGGAUGCCGUUCGAUUUUUGCUUGAUCGGGGCGCAGACACGUUGACUCAAGAUAAGAAGGGUCGGACAGCCCUUCACGUGGCUGCCAAGAAAGGGCCCAAUUCAAUUGUUAAGAUGUUACUUGACAGUGGCAGUGAUAUAUCAGCCAAAGACGUAUAUGGGUGGACAGCACUUCACAUAGCAGCCAAUAACGGGAACACUUUAAUAGUGGAUAUGUUAUUGAGCAGAGGAGCUAGUGUUGCAUCUAUAAGUAACGAUGGAUUUACAGCUCUACACUGCGAUUGCGUAAAAAGUGGGGGCGAAAUGAUUGUUCAAAUCAACAAUGGUGCUGAAAUAUUGGCUGUAGACAAUGAUGGAAAUACAUUAUUACACUGGGCAAUAAUUGGGGGUGUUUCCCGUGAACGGCUAAGACUAGUGAUGGACUGUGGGGUUGAUAUAAAUGCCAGGGACAAAAACGGAUGGACGGCAUUGCACCGAGCAGUAUACAACUGUAAUUACGCUGUCGUCGUUGAGUUGAUUCAAGGAGGAGUCGAUAUCUCAGUUGCGGACAACGAAGGACUGACAGCCUUCCAUUAUUCAGUAAUGCUUGGGUAUGAUAAAAUCUCCAGUCUCCUGGAAGACUCUGGUGCCAGUCUAGAUAGGGUAUCCAGGUUGUUGGGCCAGGGAUCUGACCAGAAUGAAGAUGUGUAUCUUUUGCGGCUGAGCAGUAUACCACUUCUAUCUAAUUUAUGA
This is a messenger RNA of Morchella sextelata, 2826 nucleotides long. RefSeq lists its product as uncharacterized. Gene Ontology annotation, cellular component: ciliary inversin compartment. The transcript is spliced from 6 exons. The record is from RefSeq and is a predicted model, not a curated record. Gene Ontology annotation, molecular function: protein binding. Lineage: Eukaryota; Fungi; Ascomycota; Pezizomycetes; Pezizales; Morchellaceae. The coding region runs from base 1 to 2826 and encodes 941 amino acids. Gene Ontology annotation, biological process: protein localization to ciliary inversin compartment.